This is a messenger RNA of Oncorhynchus keta (chum salmon), 4775 nucleotides long. Its product is annotated as metal transporter CNNM4. Gene Ontology annotation, molecular function: magnesium ion transmembrane transporter activity; sodium ion transmembrane transporter activity. Lineage: Eukaryota; Metazoa; Chordata; Actinopteri; Salmoniformes; Salmonidae. Gene Ontology annotation, cellular component: plasma membrane. The record is from RefSeq and is a predicted model, not a curated record. Gene Ontology annotation, biological process: magnesium ion transport; magnesium ion homeostasis. Bases 1635 to 4331 code for a protein of 898 amino acids. The transcript is spliced from 8 exons.
GUCACGGAAAAGUAAUUUAAUUUUUUUAGAUCAUGGAAAAGCAGAGAAUUAAGUCACAUCUACCUCACUAGGCUACUACACGGUGACAUAUUUAAAACUGGUACGCACAAAUUGAAUAGCCUAAAGCAUAGGUUUCUUUUUUUUUUAUAAGAGAUUAGAUUAUUUCAAUCAUUAAGCCUUUUAGCCUAAAUUGUUUUUUUAUUCAUAUUUUAGUCUGUUUAAAAAUGCACGUGGAGCAUAAAACUUUAACACGUUUUGUUGUUGAUGUCGUUGUUGUCCACCCUUUGUUUUUGACCCAUCCAUCCCUUAAGAGAUUGAGAGACAAUCAGCUCAUAGUCACAUCUACCAGUGACCGCCGGCGGUGAAUUGCAUCAGUAACACUGACUGCAACUGUCUCAGUGACACGAAUGACCAUCGACUAUCCAUCUGCUUUGCCACUGAGCACAGACGUUACCACAUCAUGCACAUCUUUGGUUUGGUUGAGUGGUCUUCAACUCUGAAUCCCAUCUAAAAGACAACAACUUUUAGACAGGGUCUUUUGGUUGAAACUUAAAUUGAACUGAGACCCACUGUUGCCCACACUGCGGUCCCUGGCCGCCAGAGCCAGAGAGAUGCAGUGUGCCGACCCUUUACAUAACAGCUGGGUCUUUGACUGUCUAUAAACCGCAGGGUUCACUCUGCCACAUUGCCUUGGUCCUUUAUGGCAAAAUUCAAUUUAAUUAGGGAUAAUAUGCUUUGGGCUGAUAUCAAGACGCAAGACAUGGAUCAUUGAUUAGGCGCAAUGUUAUAAUGUUCUUUCUUGUAGACCAUUUGAGGGGACUAUAAAGCCUAUGUAUGGGCUAUAAACACAAUCAUAACGGUUAGCCUAAUAAAUGAUAAGAUACAGAAUGAAAUGAGCAAACACUAAAAUUGCUCAGUCCAAAAUGUGUGUACACUAUAGGUCUACAUAAUUAGUCUGGCUAACAUGAACUCAAAGUACAUACACUAUAUAUAAAAGUAUGGGGACACCCCUUCAACUAUUUCAGACACACCCGUUGUUGAAAAUGUAAUCUCCAUAGACAAACAUUGACAGUAGAAUGUUAAGAACAAAUUCUUAUUGACAAUGCCUUACUAAAGAGCUCAGUGACACUGUCAUAGGAUGCCACCUUUCCAACAAGUCAGUUCGUCAAAUUGCUGCCCUGCUAGAGCUGCCCUGGUCAACUGUAAGUGCUUAAAACAUGUUUUCACUUUGUGUGUAGAUGGGUGUGAGAGAAAAAUCUAUUUAAUCCAUUUUCAAUUCAGACUGUAACACAACAACAUGUGAACGUCAAGGGGAAGGGAGGAUGGUUCGUGAUAAUGGCUGGAACGGAGUCAACGGAAUAGCAUCAAACACAUGGAAACCAUGUGUUUAAUGUUUUUGAUACUAUCCCACCAAUUCCACGACAGCCAUUAACACGAGCCCGUCCUCCCCAAUGAAGGUGCCACCAACCUCCUGUGCUGAACCCCAACAGUAUGUUACACACGUGUACGUGUGUAUGGCUAUACCUGCCGUUUCCGAUAGGCGGUGCGUUAGGGUUAUUAUGGUAAUAGGAGCGAGGCUGGAGGGAGAUGAGUAGUGACGUCAGCACCCAGGUCGCCAGUACAGUGAAACAAACAUGGCGACAGAAUGGAGCGGGCAGCAAGGCUACGUUCUGACUCUAAUCGUUUUCUUUUGGAGUGCAGUGGGGGGACGCACCGAGACAGCCACUUCGAGUGUCCGCAGUAGCGGGAGCCAGGUGCUCGGUAUGCGGCUGGAGAGGAGCGACAAACCGGCCUCGACCACUGACGAUGGGGUCAUCCAAUUAACGGAGGAGAGCACAGUGCAGCUCCGGUUCUACGGAGUGCAGCUCAACUCGGGCACCUGGGCUCAGAUACGCUUCACAGAACGAGGGGAUGGGAGCGAGGAUGGGGGAAAUAAUAACGUUAUUGACGACACACCUAACAGCACUUGUGUUGAUUUCACAAAAGACUUCAGCAUCGCAAACUACAUGAACAUCAGUAGCCGGGGGACCACGGGGGUACUCAGCAUAAACAUUAAACCGCUUCGUAAGAGCGAGCCGCACAAGGAUUAUGGGCUGUGCAUCAGGAGUUUGGCUGAUGGUAGGUGGGCUCUGCUCGGGGAUAGCGACGGGAGACUGCGGGUGGUAGAGGGGGAAAAAACUCUCCUCCCCCUGUGGUUCCAGAUCAUCCUCAUCUGCUGUCUGUUGGUGCUGUCUGGAAUGUUCAGCGGGCUGAACCUGGGGCUCAUGGCUCUGGACCCCAUGGAGCUACGUAUAGUCCAGAGCUGUGGCUCAGAGAAGGAGAAGAAAUAUGCCCGCAAAAUUGAGCCCAUCCGCAGCAAGGGGAACUACCUUCUCUGUUCUCUGUUGCUUGGUAACGUCUUGGUCAAUACCACACUCACCAUCCUCCUGGAUGACCUGAUAGGCUCUGGGCUGGGCGCCGUGGUUGCCUCCACAGUGGGUAUUGUGAUUUUCGGUGAGAUAGUCCCCCAGGCGCUGUGUUCUCGCCACGGGCUGGCGGUGGGCGCCAACACCAUCCAGGUGACCAAGUUCUUCAUGUUGCUCACCUUCCCCCUCUCCUUCCCCGUCAGCAAGCUCCUAGACGUGCUCCUAGGCCAGGAGAUUGGCACUGUGUAUAACCGCGAGAAGCUGGUGGAGAUGCUCAGGGUGACGGAACCGUACAACGACCUGGUCAAAGAGGAGCUCAACAUGAUCCAAGGAGCGCUGGAACUCCGGAAUAAGACGGUGGAGAGCGUGAUGACUCCUCUGGCCCACUGCUUCAUGAUCCAGAACGACACGGUCCUGGACUUCAACACCAUGUCAGAGAUCAUGGAGAGCGGCUACACGCGUAUCCCCGUGUUCGACGACGAGCGCUCCAACAUCGUGGACAUCCUGUAUGUGAAGGACCUGGCGUUCGUGGACCCUGACGACUGCACCACCCUGAAGACCAUCACCAAGUUCUACAACCACCCAGUCCACUUUGUGUUCCACGACACACGGCUGGACUCCAUGCUGGAGGAGUUCAAGAAAGGUAAAUCUCACCUGGCCAUCGUUCAGAAAGUGAACAGCGAGGGGGAGGGGGAUCCCUUCUACGAGGUGCUGGGAUUGGUCACCUUGGAGGAUGUCAUCGAGGAGAUCAUCAAAUCAGAGAUCCUGGAUGAGUCCGACCUUUAUACUGACAAUAGGAACAGAAAGAAGGUGGACCCUAACAAGAGAAUGCGUGACUUCUCUGCCUUUAAGCACACAGAGAACGAGUGCAGGGUGAAGAUCUCUCCUCAACUGAUGCUGGCUGCUCAUCGCUUCCUGGCUACAGAGGUGAGUCUGUUCAGUCCCAGUCAGGUCACUGAGAAGGUAUUACUGAGGAUUCUGAGGCACCCUGACGUCAUCCAGGAGAUCAAGUUCAACGACAGCGACAAGCGCUCUGCUCUGCACUACAUCUACCAGAGAGGCAAACCUGUCGACUUCUUCAUACUCAUUCUGCAGGGCCGAGUGGAGGUGGAGGCUGGAAACGAGAACAUGAAGUUUGAGACAGGACCCUUCUCCUACUAUGGAGUCAUGGCACUGAGCACAGCAUCACUGGCCGUCACUCCCCCUCUCUCCCCCUCAGUGGCGUCCCCCCCUCCACGACGCCUCUCCCUUAAGAGAUUCUCUCUGUUCUCUCGCUUUCCAGAGUUCCGCUCUCCUACUCACAGUAGUGGUCUGAACCGCUCGGCAUCGCUGAGCUGCACUGAGCAUGGCGCUCCCGGAGAAUGCAGUUCGGUAACCGCUAGCAACACGCAGCUCACCACCUGCCAGUACACACCAGACUUCUACGUACGUGCUCUUACUGACCUGCAGUAUGUCAAGAUCACUCGUUCCCAGUACCAGAAUGGUCUGCUGGCGUCCAGGCUGGACAGCACCCCCCAGUCACCCGAGGGGAGCCACCCCCACCUGGACAGCACCUCCGCAUCCCUGCCCCCCAUCACCACCCCAGCCCUUCCCCGCACCCCUCUCCCCUUGGCCACCCCACCCUUCAAACACCCCCUUGCCAUCCCUCAGCCCACCCCUCCUCCCACCGACCGUACCCCCUUACCCCAAACCACCAUCCCCACCCAAGUCAAUCCCCGCCCGGCCCUGCCCCAAUCCACCCCUCCGCCCAUAAAAGGCAAACCUCUGCCCAAGACAACCCCUUCCCCCUUCUCGGGUGCACGCACCCCUCACCCACCUCCAUCUUCCUCCUCCUCAUCCUCUCUCCCCCACCUGCCUCAUCCCCUCACCUCUCUCUCCCUCAAAUCCCCCCCUUCUGCGAGGCCAGGGGGAGAAUGGGCCAGGUGAGGAGAAUGGACCAGGUGGGGUGAAUGGGCCAAGCGAGAUGACCUCUCUGCUCUCUGAGCAACCACAGAACUGCCUGGGUGGCACACGUAGACCCAGCUACCCACAAACACACACACAACACCCUCACACACACCAACACCCGCACACACACAUGCACACCAUCAGUCACGCACACACCGAGAGCACCAUCUGACAACUACCCCUGCGGGGGGUUUGUUAAGAUGUGUUAAAAUAAAUACACACAUUCCGUUUGUUCUCAAGUUCUGUUGGCUAUCCCUGGAGCACUGAAAGAUUCUAAGGAGCAAGGUGCAUUAUGGGAAUCCUCCUGGCCGCUAUCCUCCGUCUCUCCUCUGUCCCCUAUCCUCAGUCUCUCCUCUGUCCCCCAUGCCCCCUCCCCUGCCCACUAUCCUCCCUCCUCUGUCCACUAUCCUCCCUCCCUCCUCU